UGUAUUUCUAUGCAUAAAGAAAGGGGGCAGCAUGCUAGCUUCCAUCGUGACGGUACUACCUCAGUAUGCCUUGUUUUGCCUUUGCCUUCCCUGAUUUUGGCUGGAGUUAUUCCAAUUCAAGUUCGAUUGGAACUACCCAUGCCUUUCCUCUUCGAUCUCUGUCGCCAUCUGGCCGCGCUUCUAAAGUUGUGGAGUAGCAAAUGAUUACUUUACCUUUUCUAGUUUUAGUUUAACUGCUGGUACAACUUGCUAUUGUGAUGGAGCUAGUUGGUCUGCAGAACAACACCGUGACACAGAAAGAGGACAACUACUUUUACUAAUGAUUUCUUUUCUGCUGUACUAAGAUGGUCGUACCGUACUAGUAAAUAACUAAACACAUUGACAUUCAUUGCAGGGACAUUGGAUGGGAAAUGGAUCAGGAGCACAAUCCACUCGAAUCCAUGCUAAAUCUGGGUUGGCACAUAGAUCAAUGGGCACACUUCCCACCAACUGGUUGUCAUUCAAACUCAUGCUUCCCAAAACAGUCAACAACCCAAGCUCAUCUGGGAUGCUUCCGCUCAAGUUGUUCUCGUGCAAACCCAAGGCGGUUAGCUUGCUCAACAAUCCUAGCUCACUGGGAAUCUCUCCUCGCAAAAAGUUGGGCCCCAACCCCAAAGUUGUCAAGUCGGUCAUGAGCCCAAUCUCCGAAGGGAUGCUCCCAAUCAAUGCAUUCCCAUACAAGCCCACAAACUGCAACGUCGUGGACAAUCCAAGUUCAGUGGGCAUGUUGCCCGUCAAGGAAUUGUCCCACAAGCUCAACCUCGUAAAUGCCGUCAACAAACCUAGCUCCGAGGGAAUGGGUCCAUUCAAAUUGUUAUUGUACAAAUUCAGCUCCAUCAAAGCGACCAUGGAGGCUACUUGACUCGGGAUUAAACCACUCAACCGGUUGUCUCGGAUGCCAAUAUUAGUCAUGGCGGAUAGACACCCUACUUCCGAUGGAAGGGUCCCCGUCAAACUAUUCCUUGAGAAACUCAAUUCUUGCAAAUUCGUCAACAACCCGAGUUCGGUGGGAACUCCUCCCGUGAGUUCAUUUCCAAACAAACUCAAUCGCGUCAAUGCCGUCAACCAUCCAAUGGUGGUGGGGAUGGUUCCCGUCAAUCCUUCGGAUCCGCGAUCGAGUUCCACCGUGGUGGCCACAUCGUACGUGACAUUAAAGAGCUCGACGGUGGGAGGUGUCAACGACAUUCUUUCGCUGGUGGUGGAAAUGGUAUCAUGACGGGUCUCGCACUCGCCAUCCGCGGAACAAGUGGUCGUAAUGGUGGUGGUGAUGAUAGUCGUGGUAAUGGUAUAGUUUCCAUCUUCGGGAUCCACAGUAGUGGUCGUAUUGAGACUGGCCGUUACCACUUGCGAGAGCAUCAGCCACAAGAAGAGAAGAGGAGCCGUCCAUGCAGCAUGACGUUUCGUAGAACCAAGGAUGAUCAUCUUGUCUUGUUUCUGACAAGGGUUCUGCUAGGUGCUUUUGAGAAAAUAGAUGCCUUGUGUGGAGUGGACGAAAGCUUUCUUGGUCGUUACAAAGGAUUUUGUCGGUGGAGUUCUGGUUGCCAAGGUUGUUUCUCAAGAAAUUUGGUGACACGAAAGAAGCGGACCAAAAGAUACUUCCGAGUGAAGAUCCAGUGAAGAUCUUUGAAACAUCCCCGACUGGACAAGAAGGAUCUAAAUCUUUCCUUGACUUUUCAAUCACAGAACCCUUGCAGAAACUCGAGCCUUACCGUUGAUUUGACGAUAAUUUUAGCGUUAGAGCUUGUUGGUUACACUUUCGCCGCACUUCUAUCUUCAUCUCAUUUCUUCAUUUCUUUAGUUAGUUGAAGACAAAGAAGAUGAAGUUAUUUCCGAGUUCCACACGCCGCCGUUCGUCUCGUCUUUUCUCUUCUACGACGUCUUGUGGUUCCUCCUCUUCCUUAUUGGAUCAGUUGCAAGACCCCAAAGUGCACAAUCCCGCCUUGUCGAAUCAAAUCGAUUUGCUGGGAGUCAGUGUGCAUCAUUUCGUUACCGUCUUCUUGCCAUCUGUGUUGGAGGAGUAUGGCGACCAUGGCGGGGAGCGUCGCUUCAUGGACAUUGAAAAUCUCAAAUCGCCACACGGCUUUGUCCGUCAAAAGGGCGCUUCCACCAAAUGUCCACUCGACGGUCAAAUGGGCGCCGCUUACGUCCAUACGCUACAAGGCGAGGAUCACGUCGGUCCUUCCACGGCCAUGCUCAGUUGGACCUGGAAGUAUACGGUUAGUGGAGUCGUAGAGACCCUUAAAGACUACUGCGAAGAGCAUCGAUUCAACCCCAAGAGAACUUAUAUUUGGAUGUGUUGUCUCUGUGUCAAUCAGCAUCGAGUGGUCCAAGCCAACCACUCGGGCAUGCUCAACAAGUCCAGUUUGGAUUUUCAAAACGAAUUCCGAAAACGUGUGCUGGGUAUUGGAAGAGUCCUAGCCAUGAUGGGGCCAUGGGAUGAUCCAGAGUAUCUCAAGCGCGUUUGGUGCAUCUUUGAAUGCUUUACGGCCAUUCACGGGGAUGUGGACAUUACCAUUGUCAUGCCACCCAAAGAACGAGAGCGCAUGAGUCGCAUUCUACUGGGAUCCAGUGAUACUAGUUCUAGCAAUACUAGUACUAGCAGUCAGCAAGAACGACAGUCCAGUUCGACAUCACUCAAUCAAAUUCAAGAAGAAGGACAAGGAGAAACCAAACAAGGAGAAACCAAAGAAGAAACCAAACAAGGAGAAGCACACAGUAAUACACACCAACCUCCUCCUCCCAAAGAAACCUCCUCCUCCAUGUCAAGUCCCAAGUCAUCGUCAUCAUCAUCAUCCUCACAACACCAAAAACAAUUACUCCGAUCUUCUUCUUCCUCCUCUUCGUUGGCACCACCCUUGGCCAUGCAUCCACAUGGACUCCAUCAAGGAGGAGUCGAUGCCCUCUACAAGGCACUCUCCAAAAUAUCCGUACAAAAUGCACAAGCUACGGUCCAAGAAGACAAGAUACAAAUCAUGAAUAUUCUACAAGAAUCACAGUUGGGAUUUGAUGCCGUCAACAAACAGGUCGCCAAUUACUUGAGAGAAUGGGUACGACGCGCCAUUGAUGUCAUUGUACUAGAGCAAGUAGAUCGUAUGGAACAGGCCGCCAAGGAAGAAUCCAAAGAAAUACUCAAUCAAAAUGAAUCCGAUGCGCUCGAACGGGAAAAACUCACCAUGAGACGAUACCGGCUCACGCAUGCGGCAUUCUGUACCAAUGUCGCCAUGCUAUUUCAACGCAAUGGAGAAUUUGAUGCUGCUAUCGAAAUGUUCCAAAAGAGUCAAGCCAUCUACGAAUUAGAAUUGGGGGAAAAUCAUGCCUACACGGCGGCCACACUCAGCAAUAUUGGGUCGGCAUUCAUGGCACAGGGACAGCAUAAAAAGGCUGAAGAAAUGCUUCAUCAAGCCAUCAACAUUCAAAAAUCACUCCCCGAAGCACACCAAAAAAACAUGGCAACCACAUAUGCCAAUCUAGCACAAGUAUUGCAUGGAAAGGGAGACUUUGACAAUGCACUGCAAAUGUACAAGCAAGCUGCCAAAAUAUCCGAAAAAUUCUAUGGCAGUGAUCAUCAAGCCACGGCACCAAUCUACAGUUGCAUGGGAUCUUUGCUGCUGCUCAAGGGAUGUCACUCGGAAGCACUCGUCAAUUUUCAAAAUGCACUCGAAAUAUUCAAGGUCACGCCCGGAGAGAAUCACCCCGACACGGCCAAAACUUACAGUGACAUUGGACGCAUCUACCAUGGACAAGGAGACUACGUCAAGGCACUGGAAAUGCAAGACAAGGCCAUUGCCAUUCAAGAAACCGUACUGGGGAAUCACGUACACACGGCAACCAGCUAUCUCAACAAGGCACGGUCACUACAGGCCAAGGGAGACUACGACGAUGCACUCAUUGUCUACAGCAAGACGCGAGAUAUACUGGAACGAAAGGUGGGACGCAUGCAUCCCACCACGGCGGCCACGUUUUGCAGUUUGGGUUCGCUCUAUCAGGCCAUGAAGAAAUACCCGGAAGCCGUGGACAUGUACCACAAGGCACUCAAAUUCUACGAAGUGGCAUUUGGGAAGGAUCACUUCUCCACGGCCCGUGUCUACAGCGAAUUGGGAUCGGUGUUGCACGACAAGGAUGAACGGGGUGAUCAAGGCAAAGCUUUGACGAUUCUGCGACGAGCUCAAGCCAUUCAAGAAGCCUCGCUGAAUCAUUUGCAUCCGAGUCUGGCAACAACCUACUUGAAUCUGGGCCGCGUUAUGAAGGCCAAGAAGGAUUACACGCACGGCAUGGAAAUGUAUAAAAAGGCUCUCGCCAUUCAGGAGAAGAUUCUGGGCAAGAAUCAUCCGACAACGGCAUCGACGUACAGCAGUGUGGCGUCCUUGCUGGCAGCCAUGGGCAAACGAGCCGACGCCCUGGCCGAGUACCAAAAGUGCCUGGCCAUUCAAAAAAAGGUGCUGGGCUCCAAGCAUCCACUGACCGUCAAAACGAUGCGCAAGAUGAAGAGUUUAAAAUAAUAGACAAACAACACUGUUUUUGCUUUUGCAACAACCGUGUUAUGCGUGUAGCUAUCGCCAUAGUGGUCU
Molecule: messenger RNA, 4607 nt
Organism: Seminavis robusta
Lineage: Eukaryota; Bacillariophyta; Bacillariophyceae; Naviculales; Naviculaceae
Source: the annotation of a GenBank genome assembly